Molecule: messenger RNA, 2946 nt
Organism: Bathycoccus prasinos
Lineage: Eukaryota; Viridiplantae; Chlorophyta; Mamiellophyceae; Mamiellales; Bathycoccaceae
Exons: 2
Coding region: 1-2946 (981 amino acids)
Biological process (GO): protein export from nucleus; RNA export from nucleus
Cellular component (GO): nucleus; cytoplasm; RNA nuclear export complex
Molecular function (GO): RNA binding; nuclear export signal receptor activity
Source: RefSeq, a predicted model, not a curated record
AUGGCCAUAUCUUCGUGCGUUCGCGCAGUGGCGACACAUUUAGAUGUCGUUUUAGCGCAAGAAUACAUCGCUUUGGACAACGCGGAUGCGUACGAGCAGUGCGCCGAAUUGGCAUGUCAAGCGGCGUCAGUGCAGGUUUUACACACGCUAAGUCGCGAAGAGCAGCAUCAACAACAUCAACACCAACAACAACAGCUAGAGUUGGUCGUCGCGUUGCUCGAACGGUUAGCUAUGUUAGUCAGGAUCCCCAACUUGAGGUCGUUGGAGACGGUGUUAGGAGCGUGGACGGCGUUAUUGCGCGCGAACGGAGCAACAGUGCCAAAAAAAGGACACGCGACGACGACUUCCUCUAUGGCGCCGCCGUCUUCGUCAUCGCCAUCAACUUCAACAUCCUUAAAAGUCCUCCCGCCUGGUGCCGUUCCAGCUUUGCUGGACUAUUGCGUCGCGUGGCUUCGCGCUGGUGGUGGUUUAGCCGGCGGCAUGGAUCCGGCUGGCACGCACAUCGCCAACGAAAGAGAACAAUGGGAAGACACGUUCGAAACGUUCGAGGAAUUGAAAACGCAAUGGAUUAUCAAUCGCGCGAAAGUGAUGGAAGUUAUCAAACUCUGCGCGAAUCUGGACCCACAAAGUGCGUCGAGGAAGUUGUUAGAAACCGUCGAUGGGGCUCUAGAAUGGUUGAAGAGCGUAUCAACGUCGGCAGAUGGAGGGGAAGAUUCAGGAGACGAAGGCAAAGCGUGUAUUUUAGAAGGUGUCCAAGCGUUCACGGAGUGCAUCAUGCUCGUUUUGCCCAUCGAAGAACCGCAAGCAUCGAGCGUGGUGAUAGAAAUAGAAAACUUAGUCACGAAAGCGCUCGCGAUGACCGAUCAAUCUUCCCAAAGUGGUGGAAUCAGAUUAGGCCCGCAAAGUUUAGCGCAAUACGCGAAAAUUUUAGAGUGUUUUGGACGCAUCGGUUUGGUGCGACCAAAUUUGGCGCCUCUGUUGGUAAAGAACUUGUUCGAUUUGCUCGGCACUGUUGCGGCGGAGGACGUUUCCGCGCCACCGGUUCGAGGUAAAGCUCGAGUGAAAAGGACGCAAUUGGCGAGACAGAAGAUUUGUUCGGCGAUGUUGAACAUUUGCGCGACAGUGCCAGAGGCGCUCAACCCGCACCUGGAACCGUUGGCAGAACAAGUCGAAAGUCUCCGAUCCACGGGCAACUUGACCGGCGCGGAGAGAGGAACUUUAGCCGAAGCUUUAUUAGCAGUGGCGACACCGAGUGGUCCAGAACGAGUGAUCCAAGUGCUCGAUUGGUUGUUAGCGCCGGUGAAAAGUAGAUGGUACAGCGUGGAAACUGGAGCAGUGUUACCGCUGGUGGCAAAUUUGACCACGCCGGAAGCGUUUAUGGCGCAGGAGCAACAGCAACAGCAACUCUCGAACGUGCACUGGGAUCUCUUUCACGACGUGCAGUUGCUCGAAAGGUGCAUGCGACGGUGUUUACCGGGCAGUAGCGCGCAAGCAGCGCAGAAAGUGGUUCAAGAAGCGCCCGGAGAGCAACAACAACAGCAACAACAAUCCGUCUGUCUCAUAUUGGAACACGUCGAAUGGGCUAUCCUCUUAGCGACGGAGAUGCACCGACUCGUAAGACAAAUCUAUACGCCAGGUUUGCAAUCGCAAAUGGUCAGCUCGAACUUAGCAGAAUCGUUGCAGCCGUCUUGGGAAGAGUACGCAGCCUCGUUGAAGCCAGGUAAAUUGAAAGAAUUCGCCUUGGAACAGGCGGAAAAUCAAAACGCAACGCAGCUGAAAGUAGUUUCCGUUCGAGAUUGGCUUCGCGUGUUACGAGACGCGAGUUUGAAUAUCAUCAAUUUGGUUUUGUUACACGCGAGUGAGAUGACGUAUUCGAACCCGUCAAUCGCGGGGAAGAUGCAGACAGUCAUAGCCACCGAUUUAGAGGCACAAAGAGACGACCAAGUGAGGACGAUGGUGCUUUUGUUCGUAAGGCCGGUACUGUCGAGAUGUCCGGCACAGUUUCGCCAGAUUUGGUUUCAAGCGUUGGUUGCGCCGAUAUUGCCAGAUUUGUGCCGACGCGUGGAAGCUGGCUGGACGACAGCGGGUGCGAACAAAGCAACUCUUUCGACUCCAGGAACAACAGCGAAUGAAGCUCUCGACACGUCGUCGGAUGUAUCCACGUACGCCACGCUCGUCGCCGAAGCUUACUCCGAACGCACGUUGCGCGAAAUUUCUCGAGAGUUGGGCUCGAUAUUAGAACUCAUCGUCGCUCCAGGCGGCACUCUCGGUCGACGCACGAAAACUGCAUCUACCUCAGAUACCGAAAAAGACGCCGUUGCAGGUGGCAAGCACUUGAUCGAUUGGAUGUGUUCGCAAAGUGAUGUGCAAGUAGCCCAAAUAGCCAUCCAAGCAGGCACUUUGGCGUUGAAGAUUGACGAUUUAGAAACAGUUUCUAAAGCCAUCUUGUUUUGUCGAGGUUUAGUCGCCGCCGCUUCCGCGCAAGACCCGCGCAUUGGCGAAGGGCUCGCGGAAUCUUGCGGCGGCGAAAUCGUACUUGCCGCCGUGGCGGCUUUGAGCAAAUCUUUGAAUUCUUCCUUACAAGCGGAACUUUUGAGUUUGAUUUACGAAGUUUUAACGAAACACGCGAGGACGACACAAUCAGUCCCGCACGCUAUGCUCUGCAUCCCAGGCAUUACGGAGAGCGUAUUGAUGAACACUUUGGAGGAAAUAAGCAAGUGUCGUUCGGAGAAAAAAGCGACUGGAUUGGUGAAAAAUUUAUUGUUAUCGAUACCGGGAGAGGAAUUGAAAGUUUUAGCAACUGGCGAUAACAAAAAGACAAUUUCAGCGAUUCAAAUUCCAACCAACAGUAAAAGAAGGCAAAGUGACGGUGGAAACGCGAGUGAACCCGUGAAAUCAUCUUGGACGGAAAACGAAGUCCACGCCGGGUUCCAGUUGUUUCAAUAG